CUCGGUGGUCGCGGCUCGUAUAGCAGCUCCUCUCUGCAGUUUUGUUCGGCCUUCUCGGGACGCGAGUAUGAGUUUGACUGUAGCUCGGACGGAGUUCACGGCGAGGGCGUGGACUCGACGCGGAUAGCCGUGGCCCGAUUUCAAUACACUGAAAGGGCUUCAACUUUCUUCCAGUAAUCCCAAAGAGGGAAAUAAAGGUGACUUGUCCUGUGAUCCUGACCAUUGUUAGUGUUGGUAUUUAGCUCAGAGCCAUGUGGAACCCACCCAGUGACCAGAGUGGACAGGUAGCUGCCAGGAUGGAGACCACUCCGUCCCUGGGAAGCGCCAGCAUCUCCGUCUCUCAGCAGCAGGCCCCCAAGAAGUUUGCCCCCAUGGUCGCACCCAAGCCCAAGUUCAACCCGUACAAACAGAUGGGAGAUGCCGGCCUGUCUGAUCCUGCAGCGGACUACCCUCCCCCUCCGCCCCCUGCCGAAGAGUUUACCGGUUUCCCGUCACCGCCCGGUUCCUUCCCCCCUCCGCCGGCGGAUAACUUGUUCGAUUAUCAGAUGAAACGACCUGAGAAAACUCUGGAGGAGAGGCGCUCCAGCCUGGAUGCAGAGAUCGACUCUCUCACCAGCAUCCUGGAAGACUUGGAGAGCAGCUCGCCCUACAAGCCACGAGGCACGCAAAACGCCGGCUCCUCGGCCGGCUCUACCCCCAAUGCUCCGGUGACGGGUUACAAGCGCAUGGUCAUCCCCAACCAGCCGCCUCUGACUGCCACCAAGAAGACGAUGCCCAAACCUCAACCUCAAGGCGGCGUCUCGUCCGUGCCGCCUCCCCCCGUCAGCCCCGUUGCCAGGCCUCAAGGCAACAUGUCUCCUCAGCCCAUCCCGGCCUCCUACACCACAGCGUCGACCCCGAGCCAGCCCACCUUCAACGUCCAGGUGAGGCCGGCCCAGCCCGGCCCCCAGCACCAAGCGCCGGCCGGUCACCAUUACGGCCAGCAGCCUAUCCGCGGCCCCGCUCAGGUGCAGUACAUGCCCGCGCAGCCCAGAGGUCCCGACUUUGCGUACGGGCCGCCACAACCCGGGUUCUCCCCCAUGGCAUAUCAGGAGCAGCAGUACCCCGGGGGGCCACAGCUGGGCGGAGUUAGCUCCAGGAGGCCCGACCCGGCCCCUGGCCCGGUGUACCAACCGCCAGGCCCCAGGAAAACCUACAUCACAGAUGUUCCCCCAAGCUUGGCUCCGUACACUGCCGGUCCAGAAGUUCAACCGAAGGGCGGAGCUCCAGAGGCGCACCCAGAGGACGAACUAGCGCGCCUGACCAAAAAGAUGCUGUUCGACAUGGACAACCCUCCGUCCGAUGAAUAUUUCGGACGCUGUGCCAGCUGCGGGGAGAACGUGGUGGGCGAAGGUACCGGCUGCACCGCCAUGGACCAGGUGUUCCACGUCGAUUGCUUCAUCUGCAUGACCUGCAGCAAACCCUUGCGCGGCAAACCUUUCUAUGCUGUGGACAAGAAGGCGUACUGUGAGCCCUGCUACAUCAACACUCUGGAGACCUGCAACAUCUGCAGUAAGCCAAUCAUGGAGCGCAUCCUGCGGGCGACGGGUAAGGCCUACCACCCCCACUGCUUCACCUGCGUGGUGUGUCACCGCAGCCUGGACGGGAUCCCCUUCACCGUGGACGCCUCCAACCACAUCCACUGCAUCGAGGACUUCCAUAAGAAGUUUGCUCCUCGCUGCUGUGUGUGCCACGAGCCCAUAAUGCCGGCGCCGGGCCAGGAGGAGACCGUCCGCAUCGUGGCCCUGGAUCGUGACUUUCACGUGAAGUGCUACCGCUGCGAGGACUGCGGCUGCCUGCUGUCUGAGGGGGACAACCAGGGCUGCUACCCUCUGGAUGGACACAUCCUCUGCAAAAACUGUAACACCAGCCGCAUCCAGGCGCUCACCGCCAAGGCCACCACUGACCUCUGAGCAGCCAGCCCAGCCAGCCGCCCCGCUCAGCUCCACUGUGAUUACCCAUCAAGCGCUCUCUUCCUUCUUCCUUUCAUCCCCACAUCGCCAUCCAUUGAAGCUACACACACACACACACACACACACACACACACACACACACACACACACACACUUGUAUAUCCCUCUGUAUUUAUGUUCAUCGUAAGAUAGGAGAAACAGCAUCAUGUGUUCACCUUCGACACGUAGCACCAACACGGUACAACCACUGCGGGGAGGCUUUGUGUUACUGAGCUCUGCUUUAAAGCCAGAUUCUAGUUGUAGGAAGUGAGCUGCUGCCUUUCAUAUUCACAUAUUGGGUAUCAAUCAGAAAAUAAUGCGUCGCCCGGUGUUAUCAUAAGUCACCAUCUAUAUGGGCUUCAUUGAAGUCAGGCUGCAUGAGUUAUUAUUCAUCAACCCAAAUGCUUUUCCUCAGACUUCCCUCUAAAGGUCCAGUCUGCCUCACACGGAUCCACCCUGCAGGUGAGGUCAUGGCUGGACAUGUUCGUGCGUGUGGCUGAAUGCUGGUCCUUUUUUUUUUUUUUCUCCUCUCUCUCUUCCCGCCUAAAGUGUUUCUAAAAUGCACAAGCGACAAACAUUAGGGGGUAAAAACGGCAUGGCGACGAGUCGAAUCCAAGCCCACCGCCGCGUGAACCCACACCAAAGACCCGGCGUUGAACCUCAGCAUUUCCCGUUUCCUUGGUUUAACAUGCUAAACGCUAAACGCUGUUUACUCUCAGUACAAACAAUCAGUUCCUGUCGAGAACAAAACGUUUGGUGCCUUUACGGCCCAUUAUUUUCCGACUCUGCUGUAUUCAGUAGGUUGCCUUCAAAUGGCCUAAACGGUGAAAUCAUCCCACUUCUCUUCAGAUGGAUGCAAAUUUUACAUAUAUAUAUAUAUAUAUAUAUAUAUAUAUAUAUAUAUAUAUAUAUAUGAGUGUAGUAUCACCCCCUUUAUUUUAAGAGUUUUAAGAGAUAAAAAUGAAUACACUCCUAUGCAAUUUUCAACAUUAAGUGCAUCGACACUUUAGAAAAAUGAAAUGACGAAUAAGGAAAUAUUUUACGUGUACAUAUUGGAAUGUAAGUGGCCUUAUAGCAAAACCUGAGACCCAGGCUGACGUCGGUACGCUGUGCUGUAUGUUGGCAUUUAAGCUCAGCUUUUAUAUGUAGUGUUAGAUUAAAGCUGUUGGGAGAACAAGGGACCAAGAAAGAUUUCCUGAGAAGUUUUUGUUUUUGUUUUUUUCAAUCACCAUCUUUAAUGUGCCAGAUGAACAAUUGGUUUCUUUUUUUUUCUCUCUUCAGUCGAAUUGCUCCAGUCAGACUUGUGAGUAUUUAUGACGGGGGGGUUCCAGGCGCCGUGUGAAGUUUGAAACGGUUUUAUUUUGUUGGCCGAGUGUCGUUUCCUAGAGGGGGGGAAGCUCCGCCCACAAGCUCCGCCCACAAACUGCGGUGAAACAUUUUAAAUGUGGAUGGUCGGGUAAAUCAAGGAUUAAAGUAGCGACCCUGAUGAGUAACACUAGAACCUUCCAGUAGCAAAACACCGGGGAAACUGAAGACCAAUAAAAAACAUUUUCUGAUUUAAUUUCGGAAAAACACUUUAACUAUGGUAUUCUCUCUCCUUGUUAUUUCUUUUACCUAUUAUAUGUUGUAAUGACAACAGAAGUCAUCUCUCUGCAGUGCAUAUGGCCUCACUGUAGAUGUGAGUGGGUCACGGUGAUAUCAUUACCAUGCGAACACUAUGGAAAUAACUGCGCUAAUGAGACUUUUACUUAACUCUCGAGUUCUGCCUUGAUUUGACUUUUCCUUAUAAAAAAUUUUUAAAAAACUAGCAUAAACUCAGAAAUCGGCAUGUGAGGCUUUUGGAUGUCGGGGUGAGAAGGUGAUCAGGUCGGUGGACAGAACGAAGCGCCUCAAGCAGGAAGGAAGCGAAGGUUAGGCAACCCGAGUCCUCAGAGUUCUUCGUCAAUAUUACGGCCCUCUGUUUGUUUUAUUUGACAACCAAGUUCUUUAUCUUGGUAGAGAAACCAAGCACACUGCGACAUUUGGUUUAUGAGUCUCCGUGUUGCAGAACUUUGAGACACUAAAAUCAACUAAAAUCUCCCUUUAUUUUACACCAAAACUUCAGAAAUCUGAACUGUCCCUUUAAAAUGAAGAAGAGUUUCUGAUUUCAGAGUGAACUAAAUCUUGCCUGCCUGUCGGCGUCGGCUUUAUGAGCAGGUUAUCUGCACAGUGUUCCCAUGUUUUACGUGUUCUCACUUCCUGUAAGCAUGAUAUAGUUUCCAGUGUGACUCGAGGCCCCGGUCGCCUGUAAAAGUGCCUUUCAUCAGAUCACGACGCCGUACGUCUGAUCCAGCCGUGCCUCAAAGAUUUGACCUUGUUUAUUUCUUUUCUAACCAAAGUAAAUACAGUGGGUUUUUUUUCUAAUUUUGGACACUUUGUGCCACAAGGAGCUAAUUUUUUUUUUUUUUUAAUUUGUGUUGAUCAGAGUAAAUUCUUCCAGCCUGUUGUCAGACUAAAGCGUCUGGUCUGGGUGUGCAGACAGGGGGCCGUCAUGUAGUCCUGUACUUCUUUUUCUUCUUUAAUAAAAGCUUUGCAAAAGCG
Poeciliopsis prolifica (blackstripe livebearer) is the source of this 4571-nucleotide messenger RNA. RefSeq names its product LIM domain containing preferred translocation partner in lipoma (gene lpp). The coding region runs from base 252 to 1952 and encodes 566 amino acids. Gene Ontology annotation, biological process: cell-cell adhesion. The record is from RefSeq and is a predicted model, not a curated record. Gene Ontology annotation, cellular component: stress fiber; focal adhesion. Lineage: Eukaryota; Metazoa; Chordata; Actinopteri; Cyprinodontiformes; Poeciliidae. The transcript has 12 exons.